AGAAAGAGAUAAAAACAAUAAAUGCAAAACAAGCAAGUCGUACACUAAAGAAAAAAGGAAAGCAUCUACUUAUUCUUCAAUAUUCUUCAUAAUAAAUUAACAAAUACAGAUUACAAUAUUGAAUUAUCAGAGGACAAUAUUGAAUUAUCAGUAAAGAUAUUCGUAUUUUGUGUAUUACUAGAAAUUACUCUGUUAAUUGAUCCGAGUGUAUAUCAUUAUUAUGUCGACUGAGAAAAAAACGAAGCAGACACUAGACCUGGCAUCUUUAGAACCUGCUGUGAGAGUAAAGCAAUUAGCAAAUUAUGGAACCAUGGUGGAUGUUGAUCCAAACAUUCCUCCAAGAAGAUAUUUCCGAUCAGGCCUGGAAAUGGUGAGAAUGGCCAAUGUCUACCUCGAAGAAGGGAGUUAUGAAAAUGCAUACAUUUUGUAUAUGAAGUAUAUGACACUGUUCUUGGAGAAAAUCCGCAAGCACCCAGAGUAUGGCACUGUACCUGCACAAGUGAAAGCUGUCAAUCAAACCAUGUUAAAAGAGGUUGUACCAAAAGCAGAGAAACUUAAACAAAAACUAUUAAAUCACUACACUGCAGAACAUGCACAGUAUAGAGAAGAUGAGGGUAAAAGACGUAAAGCAGAAGAGGAAAGGAGAAAACAGGAACAUGAUGACGCCAAGUUGGCAGAGCGUCUACAGGCUGAUGAGAACAGGCGAGAUGGACAACCCAACACACCACAUUUAUUACAUGCGGAGGAAUGGGCAGUAAGUCCCUCUGCGCCCCCGAUGGACGGCGUACUAUAUCCAGACGACUUCGCGGCGGAGCCACCUCGCGCACCAUCACACCACUACCGGGCCGUACCACCACUCAUACCGCCCAAGACACUUAUCGAGGGCGGCUUCGGUCCGGAGCCGACACUUCCACCGCUGUCGGCGUCACAACGCAUGCGUCCUGUAUUGGUGCCAGCGGCGCUGCUUACUCGCUUCCUGCAGCUGGCUUCUGCGAAUACAGCGCGUAAUGUUGAAACCUGUGGCAUACUAGCUGGGAAACUGGAGCGAGACCAACUGAAGAUCACUCAUGUUAUUGUUCCAAAACAAACAGGCACACCAGAUUCUUGUAGCACUAACAAUGAAGAAGAGAUUUUCCACUAUCAGGACCAACAUAACCUCAUCACUCUAGGUUGGAUACAUACUCACCCAACUCAGACCGCUUUCCUUUCAUCGGUGGACCUCCACACACAGUGUUCAUAUCAGCUUAUGAUGCCCGAAGCAAUUGCAAUUGUGUGCGCACCAAAGUAUAAUGAAACUGGCUAUUUCGCGCUGACACCCGACUAUGGGAUGGACUUUAUAUCGAACUGUAGGCAAACUGGCUUCCACCCACAUCCCAACGACCCGCCGUUGUUUUAUGAUGUUAAACAUAUACGCUUGGAAAACUCAGCAUCCGUGGAAAUGGUGGAUCUCAGGAGGUGAACCCAAAAUAACAAUUUUAGUUGGUAUACAUCACACUGCAGCGCUUAUUAUGAAUAUAUCUACUCAUAUUUCAUUUCGUAUUUCACUUCGUGAAUUUCUACUUAAUAUCGUGUUUGGGAGACAAAUUAGUUUUAGUUGAAUAAUUCUAUCAUAAAUUUGUAUGCAUAUUUUUAGGUUUUGUACAACGGUAGCAAAAUUAAUACAAGUCAUUUUUUAGUCAAGACACCAAAUUGAUUUUUUAGGACUUCGCAAUUUUUUAAUAACAAUUUUUGAUAACAACAGAAUUAUUUCUUACUCAUGAAUGUCACCUUGUUUGCUAUUCUAAUUACAUGAAAAAGUAUAUUUUUUGUUAUAUUACAUAUUUUGGUGUAAUUAUUUUAAAUGAGCUACAAAGCCAUAGGUAUAACUUUUGAAAAUA
This is a messenger RNA of Achroia grisella, 1877 nucleotides long. RefSeq names its product STAM-binding protein-like A. Gene Ontology annotation, cellular component: endosome; membrane. Gene Ontology annotation, biological process: protein K63-linked deubiquitination. The coding region runs from base 221 to 1459 and encodes 412 amino acids. Lineage: Eukaryota; Metazoa; Arthropoda; Insecta; Lepidoptera; Pyralidae. The record is from RefSeq and is a predicted model, not a curated record. The transcript has 10 exons. Gene Ontology annotation, molecular function: metal-dependent deubiquitinase activity; protein binding; K63-linked deubiquitinase activity.